CCCGUGACGCUAACCAAGCUCGCGUGCACGAGCACAUCCAUGCAGCAGCACAGAGCAGCCAAUUUUGGCAGGUGUGUUCCGCGCUGCAGCGCACAUCAUGCAGCAGCAGAGAGCGGAGCAUAGCAGAGCACAGCAAGCAGGUCAUAUUGAAAGGUUGCAAAUCGGACGAUCUCGCUCGUCGUUCCAUCAAAAGCGGGCUCGACACACUUGACUUCACACCCAAGGGCCACUCGAAUUCUCUCGUUCUCAACCACCAUCGCACCCGUCCUCCCGGCGACGAUCACAUCUUCAGAGCUCUGUUCACCCGCUCACCACUACCCGAUACCUGCAACCAUGGCUCCUACCGCUACCAACGUCCGCAAUCUGGACGGCAUCAAGAACUACACCGCUUUCUGGCAGAAGGACUCCAAGACGGACAGCAAGACGGACCAGGACAAUCGCCUCAGCGAGUACACCAGCGUCGUCAACGGCUAUUACGAUGGUGCCACUGACCUGUACGAGUACGGCUGGGGUCAAAACUUCCACUUCGCCCGCUACUACCCUGGGGAAGCGUUCUAUCAAGCUAUCGCACGACACGAACACUACCUAGCCUUUGCAAUGCACCUCAAACCCGGUAUGCGAGUCCUGGAUGUAGGCUGUGGUGUUGGAGGACCUGCGAGGGAGAUUGCUCGCUUUGCCGGAGUCGAGAUUGUUGGCCUCAACAACAACGACUACCAGAUCGAGCGCGCCAACAGGUAUACCAAAAAGGCUGGUCUGGAGAAGCAAGUGUCGUUCACUAAGGGCGACUUCAUGAAGCUAAGAGAGCAAUUCGGUGAGAACAGCUUCGACGCUGUGUAUGCCAUCGAGGCAACUUGCCACGCCCCGUCCUGGGAAGGUAUCUAUGGCGAGAUUUUCCGGGUCCUCAAGCCAGGUGGAUACUUCGGCCUGUAUGAGUGGUGCAUGACCGACGCGUGGGACGCUUCUAACCCCGAGCACAAGCGUAUCGCACACGGUAUCGAGGUUGGAGAUGGAAUUCCAGAGAUGAGACCAAUCAAGGCGGCUCGAUCAGCUCUCAAGCAGGUCGGCUUCCAGAUCGAGACGGACGUCGACUUGGCAGAUGUCGGAGACAAGAUCCCUUGGUACUACCCCUUGGAAGGCGACAUUCGCAAGGUGCAGACUCUGUGGGACAUCUUCAUGUGCUGGCGUAUGACUUGGGUCGGCAAAGUCACUACGCAGACCACUGUUCGCGUGCUGGAGACUGUCGGCAUCGCACCUAAGGGUACCUACGACGUCGGAGAGUCUCUCAAGGUGGCUGCUGAGGCGCUCGUAGCGGGAGGCAAAGCCAAGCUCUUCACCCCCAUGAUGCUCUUUGUCUCUCAAAAGCCUCAAGCUUGAGGUGAUGCCAAGCUGCCGGGGUGGAGGACAGAUCAUUGUACAUACUUCGCGAAUCAAUGACACUUUCUUUUGCACUUUGAAA
Molecule: messenger RNA, 1456 nt
Organism: Ceraceosorus guamensis
Lineage: Eukaryota; Fungi; Basidiomycota; Exobasidiomycetes; Ceraceosorales; Ceraceosoraceae
Exons: 5
Coding region: 334-1374 (346 amino acids)
Biological process (GO): ergosterol biosynthetic process
Cellular component (GO): endoplasmic reticulum
Molecular function (GO): sterol 24-C-methyltransferase activity
Source: RefSeq, a predicted model, not a curated record